AUGACUUCCUCAGCAGAAGGUCCCAUGCAGUCCCCUCCGCUACCUGGUGAUGCGGAUGCCCCGCCAACCUUUCAAGAAUGGUACUCCUUCGAUGCACUCGCCAACUGUUGGAGCUUACUUCCAUCCUCUACCCCAGUGACAUGCGAUGAGAGCACAAUGCCAGCCUCGGACAAAGCGAAACUGAAGCAUCCUGCACUUAACCUUGUAACUUGGAAUGUAGAUGCCUUCGCCAAGUUUCCCGAUGACCGUAUGGCCGGCAUCAUUUCCACCAUACGCAAUCAAACUCCCCCACCUAACAUACUCUUCUUCCAAGAGGUUCCUAAGGCAGCACUGUUCUACCUCCUCAAUGAUCCCUGGAUUCGUGAGAAUUGGUACUCUAACGAGGGAAACCUCAGCAACUAUGGAGGUCAUGUAUUCAUGACCGUGAUACUCUUAUCCAAACUCAGUUUCGGUAGAGACAGUCAGGAACCAGACAAAGCAUGUAUCGGACCAGUCUGGCGAGUUAAAUAUCGAAGUAAGUUUGAGCGAGACGCUCUCUGCUGUGAUGUCUUCAUGCCACCGUUUGCUACCCGUGUCCGUUUGGUCAACGUGCAUCUGGACUCUCUUGCUCUUCAGCCAAGUCGUCGUCCGCGGCAGCUCGCCAUCGUUGCGAAUAGUCUCCGUUGUGCUGGGCAUGGCUUCGUUGCAGGAGACUUCAACCCUGUCCUCCCAGAGGAUGACAGUCUCGUGGCCGCGAACGGUCUGGUAGAUGUGUGGAACGAGCUGCACCCCGACGAACCAGGCUUCACCUGGGGUCUUGAUGGCCGGGAGCCUUUCCCUCCAGGUCGGUUGGACAAAGUGGCCGUUCUUGGCCUGAAGGGGCAAGAGAUGGACAUUCUUCAUCCCGGUGCGCUCGAAAGCGCGGGACAAGGUCUACUGCGACGACAACUGGAUACCCCAGUGCCAUGGAGUGACCAUUCAGGUUUAAAGUGCUGCUUACGUCUUGCUGAAGAGCCCUCGCUCCCAGCGCACCCACGUGGCUCUAGCAACCAUUUCUAUUCCAGUUCACCCCAAGUGGUCGAACGCGUCCAUCUACAAUUGGAUGCGUAUGAUAAGGCAAGAAAUGGUCGUCUCCAAUAUCCCCAAUACAGAUCCAUCAAUGCGUCCAAUAAGCACCCCCCACAAUUGCUACAUACACUAGCGUCAGACGUGCAUGACGCACACGUCUAUGUUAUCCGUCUCUUUGAGAGAACUACGUGGCUUAUCGUGGUUUCCUACUGUAGAGAGCACGAGAGGGAGUCCGAUUUGACAGAGCAGUCUUUGCCUAAAAUGGUAGUAGUUACUCCAGUUCCUCCGUAUGGGUUAUGGAAAUGCCAGUAUGAUCGUUCAUAA
Aspergillus niger is the source of this 1371-nucleotide messenger RNA. RefSeq lists its product as uncharacterized. The transcript is spliced from 3 exons. The record is from RefSeq and is a predicted model, not a curated record. Lineage: Eukaryota; Fungi; Ascomycota; Eurotiomycetes; Eurotiales; Aspergillaceae. Gene Ontology annotation, cellular component: PML body; cytoplasm. Gene Ontology annotation, biological process: double-strand break repair. Gene Ontology annotation, molecular function: single-stranded DNA binding; 5'-tyrosyl-DNA phosphodiesterase activity. Bases 1 to 1371 code for a protein of 456 amino acids.